AUGUCAUUCUAUAGGAGAAUUGAAAUACAUAGAUGUAUAAAGAGGCCAAAGACCGAAAAUCUAUAUAGCUGUUACGGUUUUUUCAUUAUCUAUCUAUCUAUCUAUCUAUCUAUCUAUCUAUCUAUCUAUCUAUCUAUCUCAUUCACUCCAGAUCUAUCUAUCUAUCUCUUUGCCUUCAGAUCUGUCUUUUUCAUUGUCUUCAGAUUCAUCUCAGCCUGUUCACAUCUAUCUAUCUAUCUAUCUAUUCCAGUUUUAUUUCGUCUACCCCUUCCCCUCUCUUUUUCUAUCUACCUAUCUAUGCCGGUUUUUCCUAUCCCUCUGCCCCCACCCUCUCUCUCUCUCUCUCUCUAUCUAUCUAUCUAUCUAUCUAUCUAUCUAUCUAUCUAUCUAUCUAUCUAUCUCAGUCUGUUCAUAUCUAUCUAUCUAUCUAUCUAUCUAUCUAUCUAUCUAUCUAUCUAUCUAUCUAUCUAUCUAUCUAUCUAUCCCAGUUUUUACUCUCCCUCCCCAACUAUCCCUCUCGUUCUAUCUAUCUAUCUAUCUAUCUAUCUAUCUAUCUAUCUAUCUAUCUAUCUAUCUAUCUAUCUAUCCCAGUUUUCCUCUCUCUCUCUCUCUCUCUCUCUCUCUCUCUAUCUAUCUAUCUAUCUAUGUAUCUCAUCUUUACUCAAAGUACAUUGA
Molecule: messenger RNA, 675 nt
Organism: Acanthosepion pharaonis
Lineage: Eukaryota; Metazoa; Mollusca; Cephalopoda; Sepiida; Sepiidae
Source: the annotation of a GenBank genome assembly